AUGCCUACAGGCAUCCAUUAUAAUCAAGCCAUUGGCGGUGGUGGUGGUGGUGGCGGUACCGAAUACGGCUAUACGACAUCAGCAAAUAUUCCACAGCAACAGCAACAGCAACAACAACCACACUCACAGCCGCAAUACUACUAUCAACACAAUGUUCCAGGGGGAGUAACAACAACACCACCACAACAAACAGGAGUGGGUCGACGCCCUACAGUUCUUGGACGUGCUCCGACUCGUCGUAUGGCACCGGGUGCUAAUAGUAUCGCCAAUGCUGGACACAACAUACAACGAGGACGUACAUUGAUUCGGCCUGAUCGAUACCAGGAACCACCACCAUUGUUGACAGGGAAACCUACUUCUGGAGGAGGAUGGUUUGAUCCCUGGGUAUUGUUUUCGCGUAUUGUUACCUUUUGGGCGUUUGCUCCCAUGUUGGCAGCAAUGGGUAAAUCCGAUAAAGGGAUGCAGCAAGCCUGGAGGGAGAAGAUGGCCCUUUGUUUCAUUAUUGCAUGCAUGGGAGGCUUUGUAGCAUUCAUUACGAUUGGUCUCAGCUCAGUCAUGUGUCCACCAGAUCAAGCUACCAACAGCGCCAAUUAUGCAUCUUACAACGAUACAAUCAACAGUGGAUCUCUUCUUGGUAUUCUUGGUUGGCAAUUCAACAUUACAAACUCUGAAGUCACCCACAAUGUCAACCUAUACAACAUUGCACGCGUCCCUGGAACAGACAUUACCAACUACUUUGAACACGGCUCCAACGCACCCUCAUGUCAAAACACAGGCAACCCAAUCGCUUCACAAUUCAAAGCAGUGACAUUCGAACCUUGCAGCGACAACAAUGGCAACAAUGGAUGUCCCUUAGGCAGCAUAUCAACAUCGACUUUUCAAGACCUCAACAUCGACAAUACAACACGGCUGGUGGGCUAUGAUUGGGAGCAGCUUGCGAGUUCCAAUUUGACCAACUUUUUCGUCCUUGAUGGCGUCGUACUCAAUAUGGAUCCAUAUAUCAAAGCCAAUCCUCAUCCUGUUGCAGGCGAUCUUCUUGAUACGACGAUACGCACCAUUCUGAAUUCAUCGUUUGCCAAAGGAGGUCGUGAUGGCACCAAGCAAUUCUUCCGUAAAGCCGAAUUACGAGCAUCCAUCAAUUGCCUCGUUGACAAGUAUCGAGCAGGCCACAUUGACAAGACAACCCCUGGAUGCUUUGCAGCUUCGCUUGUAUUAUUUUGUGCAUUAUCAGUCGUCUUGGCCAUUGUCUUUGCUCGAUUCUUUAUGGCGUUGAUCUUUGCAUGGUGCUUAUCAUGGAAAAUGUCACGUACACCACCACCCGUAGGCCGUAGUCAUCAUCAACAUGGACCUUCCAAAGUGUUACCGAAUCAAACCAUGGAGAUGUCAGAUAUCAAGCGAGCACCAAAACGAAUGGAUUCGAAUGCCAGCACCGUUUCGAGUUUCACAAGUGAAGUCGGCAAUGAUUUGUAUACAGUGCUUCUUAUCACGUGCUAUUCUGAAAACCUCGAAGGCAUCAGGGCAACAGUGGAAUCAUUAUCAGGCACCGAUUAUCCCGAUAGACGCAAGUUGCUCUUCCUUAUUGCUGACGGCAUGAUCACUGGCAGUGGCGAGAAAGUAUCGACACCCGAUGUCUGCUUAUCACUCAUCACGUUCGACAAUCGAUACCCUGAGAUGCGUAAUCCUGAGCCACAACCUUACAUUGCUGUUGCGGAUGGUGCAAAACAAUACAACAGAGCCAAAGUGUAUGCAGGCCAUUAUGUGUGCAAGGGACACAAGGUGCCGAUGAUUUUGGUUGUCAAAUGUGGCAAUCCUGAUGAGGAGGGGAAACCCAAAGCUGGCAACAGAGGAAAACGCGAUUCACAGCUUGUCUUGAUGAACUUUUUCAGCCGUGUCACUUACAAUGAUCGCAUGACGCCUCUCGAUUAUGAUUUAUUCCGCAAAGUACAUUACUUGAUGGGUGUUACGCCUGAUUACUUUGAGCUGGUGCUCAUGGUGGAUGCUGAUACAAAGGUAUAUCGAUCAUCAUUGAGAUUGCUGGUCAAUUGCAUGGUGAACGACAAUCUUAUCAUGGGGCUUUGUGGUGAAACCAAGAUUGCCAACAAACGAGCUAGCUGGACAUCGGCCAUCCAAGUUUAUGAGUACUUCAUCUCGCAUCAUUUGGCAAAAGGAUUCGAAUCAGUAUUUGGUGGUGUGACAUGUUUGCCUGGAUGCUUUUGCAUGUAUCGUUUGAAGGCUCGUAAAGGAGAUGGCGAUUGGGUACCUAUCAUCACCAAACCUGAGAUUGUCCAAGAAUACUCGCAAAAUACCGUCAACACGUUACAUCAAAAGAACCUGCUUUUACUCGGUGAAGAUCGUUUCUUGACAACACUGAUGCUCCGCAAUUUCCCUUAUCGUAAAAUGGUAUUCACGCCACAUGCUAUUUGUAAAACAAUCGUUCCCGACGAAUUCAAGGUGUUGUUGUCACAACGGCGAAGAUGGAUCAAUUCAACCAUUCACAACCUCUUUGAGCUGGUAUUGGUGCGAAAUUUGUGUGGCACAUUUUGCUUUUCAAUGCAAUUUGUUGUUAUGAUGGAUUUGGUCGGCACGUUGACACUUCCGGUGGCUAUCGUUCUCACGCUGGUGUUGAUUAUAUCCAUUGCAAGAACGAAUAUAUCCAGUUUCACCACUGCUGUCCCAUUGGUGCUACUUAUCAUCGUGCUCUUCUCUCCAGCAUUCCUUAUUUUGAUCACCACCAAAAAGUGGGUAUACCUGGGAUGGAUGAUAGUAUAUUUAUUUGCAUUACCGAUCUGGAACUUUGUGUUGCCGGUAUACUCCUUUUGGCACUUUGACGACUUUUCGUGGGGAGAAACACGCAAGGUUACUGGUGAAGUCAAAGGUGAAGAUCAUGGCAAAAAAGAUGGCGUGUUUGAUCCAAGCAAGGUGCCAUUGAGACGUUGGGAGGAUUAUGAACGGCGACGUUUACGUUCUGUGAAACGACGAGAAAAGAAGCUCAAGGAAUUGGGACCAGUGCACAUGACACAUGGGAUGAUCGACAAUGACGACCAACGGCAGCUAUUACAACAAAGUGAUGAAGAAUUGGCAUCCAAUUACACUGGCUCUGAUAUGUCAUCUAUUCACAACAAUCCAAUGCAUUAUUUUGAUCCAUCCAAGGAAGCACCUGUGAAAUCUGGAGCUGGGUAUUAUCCAAUGUUUCGACCACAGCAACAAGGUCCGCCAACGCCGUUGCCUAAGCAACCACCUUUGCAACAAACAGCGCCACAACCUGUUGCUGCGCGCCACCCUCCACAGCCACGUCCACCACCCACAUCACCAGGAAUACCGCAACAGCAUCCACAAAUGAUGCGUUCACCACCAUCACAUCAUCCGCAGCAUGCAACAUCUCCUCGACCAACACCGCCACCUCAUUUAGCGGGGUAUCGACCACCACCACAAUCGCCACAGCAACAAGCUCAAUAUAGGCCACCACCACCUCCGCAGCAUCAAGGUGCACAUCCCGUUCGAUCACCACAACCACAACCGCAUCCCACCCAAUACCGCAGAUAUCAAUAA
Molecule: messenger RNA, 3549 nt
Organism: Lichtheimia ornata
Lineage: Eukaryota; Fungi; Mucoromycota; Mucoromycetes; Mucorales; Lichtheimiaceae
Exons: 5
Coding region: 1-3549 (1182 amino acids)
Cellular component (GO): cell septum; cell periphery
Molecular function (GO): chitin synthase activity
Source: RefSeq, a predicted model, not a curated record